UUAUGGCGGACGAACGGCAACUGCGUCCUCUCAGUCGGCCGCUGAACUCCGCGCGGUAUUUUCUCGGGUGCACAACAUUCGCUUUCUUUUGUGUCGUGUAACAACUUUUUUUUUGUUCUCAACAAUUUUUCACGUUCGUGACUACUCGUCUUUGUUUUUGCACAAUAAAAUAUUUUUUUUCUCAAUAUAUUUGAAUUCAUAACUUUAAUUAACAUUAAUAUUUAAUUAAUAGAACAUAUUAAUAAAAUGUGUGUGAUUCACAUAAAAGUUAAUUAUUAAAUUGACAUUUUAAAUUUGUAAAUUUGUUUACUACAUAUUUGGGAUUUUUCAUUAUCUGGCUCUACAUAUCUCUUAUUGGAUAAUCACAACAACUUGGAGUGAACUUGCUGGUAAUAUUGGAGUUUUGAGUGACGCCUUGAAAACGUCUUGAAAAUCGUCUGUAUGAUUUCCUUAAAUAUCUUGGCGAGUUUGUGUCAGCUGUCGCUAGAGUCCAUCAUCGACAAUAAUUGUCACCUGUCAACAAGUACUAACAAAUACUCACUGCCCCCUAAACAGCAAUCGACUGCCCGAUAGUAAAUAUAUAUAAAAAAAAAAAAAUAAUAAAAUGUUACGUGAUUGGAAAUCCGAGGAACCGAGAGAGCGCGAAAGAAUAAAGCAAAUAGUAUUUAAAAAGCGAUGAAAUCAAAUAGGUGUAAAUUAUUUGGAUUGUUUAGUAAAAAAAAAAGAAGAAAAGUAAAAAAUUUCUGGUGAAACUAGAGGUAUUUUAAACGAAAAGUUUGGUGGAACGAAAGAUGUUGGGUGUGAGUCAACCAACCAAUCCACCAUCAAGUUUAAGACACUCUGCAAGUUUUUCGUGUCUUCAACGAACUUCCGGUGACGGAGCUCAUCGUGCCAGGACGUCAACUCUUCCUCAGCAGCCAAGUCUUCAGUUAACGACUGUCCAACAUCAUUAUGGUGGCCCGAGUUCACUUCAACCCUCAACGUCCUCAUCAUCAUCAUCUUACUCACGACGUUUAGAAAUUGACUGUCUACCAGAAAGUAACGAUUACGGUUUCAUUCAUAAUACAAGACCACGAUUAAGAAGCACGAAUUCAACAGUAUUACGUGAAGAACAAGAACGUCACUGCCAGAAGCAACAGCAGCAGCAGCAGCAACCGCAACAGCAACAUCAAUUAUUUACUCGUGAUUCUGUAUCCAUUUAUGACGAGUCUGCUAAGAUCAAAGACCGGGAACUUUCAGAAGCAUCAAAGUCACGUGAUAUUGUCACAAAGAAUCAAAAUCCACUGAGAGGAGCAUUAAUUCUUUUUACUACUUCGACAUCAUCUUGGUGGAAAGCUAAACAACGUGAAGAACUUUCAACCACUUCCCUUGUAACUCCAUCCUCGUCGUGUGUAACCGAAGGAAGGAAGUGGUCAAACGAAGGAGCAGCUAUGACACCUCCAUCCACUUUGUCUGAGAGAAAGUGGCUCGGUCCACCUGGUUCAAUUCCUACCAAUGAACGCAAGUGGUCGUGUAAUUCUAUUGUCGCCUCACCAGGUAAUGAAAGGAAAUGGACAACUGCCUCUAUAUCGCCAACCUCCAACAGUCAGGAUCGAAAGUGGCGAUCACUUGGAGCACUUCUCAGGACUCCAGUUACAAACUCAACCAGCUCACACGUUAGUCAAAACUCGUUUGGCCAGAACAUGAGUGCUUCCAUGAUUGAAAAUGGCGCGAGUGAUAGUUUCAGAGAGUGCUCAACUGUUGGACCUACGGUUAAAACACUGAGGUAUCCUCAGCCUACCUCUUAUUCAGCACGAGUAUCAAAAACGACCCGGGACACUUAUCGUGACAGCAGUGAUUACUCUCAGGCAAGAUCAACAAAGGUCAGUCGAAGACUAUAUCAAGAUUCAAUUGAAGCAACUGAGAGUGCGGGUGAAGAGCAAAGGCGUAAAACGAGAUAUUCAUCUGAAGAUGAAUGUCGAAAUAAAUCCACUCGUGAUAUAUCUAAGUGUGAAAGAACACAAACAAUUGAAGCACGAGCAACGUCUACACGCUCUGGACGUGCUCAAAGUUUUUAUUUACUUGAUGACUUUUUAAAACCACAUCCCCAGUCAUCAAAAUGCUCAUUUAACCUUCAUUUACCCUCACAUUAUUCAUCGAGAGUUAGUACUGAACGUAGCACUAAGUCCAGUGAUAAUAAACAAGGAAUUACUAACGGCACAAGAAACUUUACUAAUAUUACACCACCAAGACGACAUAACUCUAGUUCAGACAGUCUCGAAGUAGCUACGAGCCCUCUUCCACCUCCGGUUCCACCACCGCCACCCCCAGAGGUCAAUACCAUAAAGGAAAAAGAUAAACUGGAUAAUGGCAAAGAACGUGAAGCUUGUCCUUGCAGAAUGUGUUGGGCUAAUUUGCAGCAAAAGUCUUUUCAUGAUGAGGUGAGUAGGAGAUCGAAAGAACGUGCGUCUAUCCACCAAGAUAAAGGGAGGAGUCCUGGAACGCUCCAUAAGGAUGUCGGGGCUGGCGGAACUAAAGUUAGCGGCAAACCCGUCAGUGGAGUGGGUUCUGCAACCCUUACAGCACUAUCAUCCAUCAACACGACCAAUGGCAAUCGGACUAAAAAUAAUGCCAUCGGACACGAGAAACUACCGUCACUCAGCAAUAGCAAAACAUCGCGGGACACGACUGACAACAACAAUGGAAACCACUCCGCCUCUAACAAUAACCACAACAAUGUACCCCUGCAUGAUCCACUCAACACAAGUGUCCACGUUGAUGCUUAUGGACGUAGAUUACCCAUGACACCACAAGAAGCAGCCAAAUAUUAUGGCUCACGACUGACUGAGUACGAGCGUACUGAAAUUGAAAAAUAUUCGGAGAUUUGGUAUUUAGGAUUGUCGGCGUGUAAAAUUCAUGGUGAAGAGGGUGCAGAAAAUAGUGGAUAUGACGAUGAUACGGGAAGUUACCAUAAAAUUCCGCACGAUCAUAUAUCUUACAGAUAUGAAAUAUUGGAAGUAAUAGGGAAAGGAAGCUUUGGGCAAGUUAUUCGAGCGUUAGAUCAUAAAACCGGACAGCAUAUCGCCAUCAAGAUAAUCAGAAAUAAAAAGAGAUUCCAUCAUCAAGCUCUUAUUGAGGUGAGGAUCUUAGAUCAUCUGAGGAAGAAAGAUCUUGACGCGGAUUCGCAACACAAUGUGAUACACAUGCUGGAGUACUUUUACUUCAGAAACCAUUUGUGCAUUAGUUUCGAACUCAUGAGCUUGAAUCUUUACGAGUUGAUCAAGAAGAACAACUAUCAGGGAUUCAGUCUGAGCUUAAUUCGUCGUUUCGCCAAUUCACUCAUAAACUGUCUGAGAUUGUUGCACCGUGAGAACAUUAUCCACUGCGAUUUAAAACCAGAAAACGUUCUCUUGAAACAACGUGGCAGCAGCUCAAUAAAAGUAAUAGACUUUGGUUCAUCUUGCUACAGUCAUCAGCGUGUUUACACGUACAUCCAAUCAAGAUUUUAUCGAAGUCCUGAAGUGAUUCUUGGAUUACCAUACGGUACUCCAAUAGACAUGUGGAGUCUGGGCUGUAUUCUUGCUGAAUUACACACCGGAUAUCCCCUUUUUCCUGGGGAGAAUGAAAUCGAGCAGCUCGCAUGUAUCAUGGAAGUCUUGGGACCGCCGCCAGAAUCGUUAAUCUCUCAUGCCACUCGUCGUAGACUAUUUUUCGAUUCCAAGGGCAAUCCGAGGUGUAUAGUCAACAGCAAAGGAAGAAAAAGAAGACCUGGCAAUAAGAAUGUUGCAAUAGCGCUUAGAUCAAAUGAUCCACUUUUCAUUGAUUUUGUCAGCAGAUGCCUCGAAUGGGAUCCAAAGGAACGAAUGACUCCAGAUGAAGCGAUGCGUCACAAGUGGCUCAAUACUUCCUCGUCUUCGCACUUGAGUACGUCAUCGUCGAUGGGUUCGUCGGUUGUGAGUUCAAUGAUUAAUUCGACAAUAGAGCCAAAUCAAACAAGCCACAGUCAAUCAGUCUCAGUUAGUGCACCUCGACAACGUGCAAUAACGCUAGAGGAUGAACAGCAGCAGUAUAGUUUGUAUAGACUCUAUAGAGGUAGAAAGUGUGUAUCGAAGAUUACGGCUAUUGAUAGUACCGACAAUAAUACACUUGCAGUUAAAAGUAAACUAAACGGUAGUGCAAGUAGUCAUGCUUUAGCAAGUGGAACUCAGCCUGCUGCCUCAAGACACGCAUCAACCGGAGAUAUUGUCGCAAGUCUUGAUCCCAAUCUUGAUGAUUCUGGAACUUAUUUACCUGCAAUACUAUGAAGCCGCGUGUGCGCCAGUCACUUCUGAAUUAUUAUUUUUUGCUUCAGGAUGUUUACUAGCGCACGUUUUUUUUUUUUUUUUUGUAAUCAAUUGUCCUUGGCAAUAAACGGAACCGAGUUUAAACUUCUUGCUGUUUGGGACCGCAUCAUCCAUUUCAUUAUCUCCUUACUGUGAGUUCCGACAAUAAAUACUUACCAUCAUAAAAAAAAAGUAAACCUUGGGCCGGUUAACGAAGACAACAACGAUAUUUAUAUAUUUUUUUUUUCUUUUUUUUUGUUAUGAAAAAAAAAAAAAGAUAAAAACGCAACGAGAAUAAUUCCGGCCUGCAAUGAUGAUAAGAAGUUGAAAGAAAAAAAAAACUAUAAAGAAUAAAAGAACGAACGAAAUAAGCAGAAUACGAGAUUGUGAAGAACUUAACUGGCUCGACAAUUUUUCCCAUCAACUGAGAUCGAGGUGUAAUUACUGUUGUUAGUCACGCAGCUUGCAGUGAGAGUUAAGAGGCUAAAGUAGAUCCAGGUAACAGCCUCACGUGUCGAAAAAAAUAAUAAAAAAUAUAUUGCGAAGAAGGCGAGUGAGUGGAAGGGAAAAAAAUGACAAGUGUCUACAUGCAUGUUUAAUUAUGAUGGCAACAACAAAAAAUCUAUCACUCUGAUUGUCAAUUUUUUUUUUUAUCAUUUUUCAUCUUUUUUUUUUUAAUUCUGAGUGAACAAAAACCAUGACAAAAUAAUAAUCCAGAUUUUAUUUGAUUGUAUUAAGACUGCUGAGUGGACAACACGAAUGAUUUUAACGUCAUUUAAUCUUCCAAAUAGUCGAAAAAAAAAUUUUGCGAUCUCGCGAUAGAUUUGCAUACUCGCACAUCUUCAUGGGGAUAUAUAUCUAUAUAUAUAUAGAUAUAGAUUAAUAAAGGCCCUAGUAAUUUUAUCAUAACAGGGAAAAGUAAAUUGUAUCUUAUAGUAGAAUGAAAGUUUAUAAAUGUAUCAAAACAUGAUGAAUUGAGACAAAUCUCAGAAGGCGAAUGAUGAUGAGCAAAUGAUUGUGCCCAAGUUUCACGAGGCCUGAGUAGUCUUAUUGUGAUAUUAAUCUACCACUGUCUUACUUAGAUCUCCGAUAAGAAUUAACCUUUAAUAAUAAUUUUUCUUUAAUUACUAACUAUUAUUAUUAUUAUUAUAUUAUAUUAAUUUAGUUUUUUUUUUUUUUUUUUUUUUUUCGUACUGUCGUCAUCGCUAUCACUAUUUGCGAAUGCAAUAUUCACAGUUAUUAAAAAUCAAUAACUGUAUCAUUAAAAAAAAAAAAAAAAAAAAAAUAGUAAACAAAAGAAAAGUAAUUAUCAUAUAAUUAUAAUAACAAAGUAUAUUAUUUUAAUUGAGCUAAGCAUGCGCUCAUAUACUUUAUUUAGUAAACGAAUAUAUUAUAUAUAUAUAAUUAUUUGUUAAUUAUAUUAUCAUUUUUUUUUUUUUCAAUUGUAAUGCCAUUUUAUAAAUUUUUUUUAUAUAAGCUCAGGAAUGAUUUAUAAAUUAUUAAUGCAAUCACGACCACUGCCUAAGUAACAUUCGAUUUAUAUAAAACAAAAAAAAAUUAAUUUUUUUAGUAAUUAAAGUAAUCUCAUUAUUUAAAUAAUUUUUCAUUAAUUGAAAUUGUCAAUAAAUAUGGGAAGACAUCAGUUGCCUACAUUGCUUUGGCCGAAUUCAUCAAAUGUCUUCAAUAUUUUUUCGUAAAUUAUGAACGCUUACUGUCCAAUUUCUUACUGCUCAGUUGUCUAUUAAAAUUUAUUUUCUGCGGUUCUAUUGCCUGCAUAAAUUUAAAAUAUAUCAUUUUAUACACAGUAUUUAUAAUUUCUAAUAGAAAACUCUGAACUUUUCAGCUGCUAUUGUGAAGACUAUAGUGGUACUGAUAUUUUUCAGAUCAGCUGUGUUUUUUUUUCUCAAGUGAUCGGUCUUGAACGUCGAUCAUUUCUCCUCAACCAGUACUUGAUUUUCUCAGCAAAUAAAUGAAAAGCUUCUCUACAGUAAUUAGGGAUUUCUUUGAUUUGGACACACAGUUAAAUAUUAAUCCAUUGAACAUCAUGAAAUAUUCUUAAGUUGGUAAUAGAAUAGUGCAAUAGUUUUUGUAUGCAAUUAAAUAAUAUAUUUUAUAUUUAUGUAGGCAAUAGAACCGUAGAAAAUAAAUUUUAGUAGGCAACUGAGUAGCAAGAAAUUGAAUAGUAAGCAUUUUAAUGUACGGAUGAAUAUUGUAGGCAUUCGAUUCAUUCAGCAAAAACAAUGUCGGCAACUGAUGCUUUCCCAUACAUAAGUAUUACGUCCGGAUAAAAAAUAAUUGUAAAUUAUUAGCAUGCUACUUGUGUUUAAUGUUUACUUGUUUAAAUUAUGUCUCGUUUAUGAUUCGGUUACAACUUUUUUUUAUUGUCAUUGUCAUAAUUAAUGUCCUUGUAAUUAAUUAUUAUUUUUUAAAAAUAAUGUCGUCCAUUCAGAAUGUAGAGUCUAGAAAAAAAAGGUGUGAAGACUGAAAUACUGUUGUCUGAAAAUUUAUAUAUUUCUUUUCGUAUUCGCUUAAUUCAUGUCAUAUUUUUAAAAUAAUUGAAUACUUUUUUAAAAAAAAAAGUAUGAAUGAAAUUUAAAAAAAGUCUACAGCAGCUCAACAAAAAAAAUAUUUAUUAUUUCUGUGUUAAUUUGUUACUUAAAAAAAAAAAAUGUUUUUUUUUUGUCAAGUAAAAUCCUGUAACUUAAUAUCCGUAAGAUAAAAAAAAUGACAUUUAAAUAAAUAAUUAAAUGACGAUUUAAAAAUAAAAAUGUCAAUUGUGACGACGAGACAAGUGAAUUUUAUAAAUUGUAGAUCGAGUGACUGAUCUAUUUGUAAUGACUGAAAUAAUAAAAUAAAUAUUAUAGUUUAAAUUUAAUUUUCAAAUAAUAAUUAAUGUUGCUGACAUGUGUCGAGCGAUUGAUUGACAUCGAGCUAAAUUAAUAAUACGAAACAACAACAAAAAUAUAAAUAAAUAAUUAUGUCUUUUUUUCCCUAUGGAAUCAUCUCGUUCUAGUUGUUAUUAUUAUUAUUAUUAUUAUUAUUAUUAUUAUUAUUAUUAUUAUUAUUAUAUAAUUAAUUAUCAUUACUAUAUCUAUAGUAAACUUGUAUUUUAUUGAUAAGCAUUAAAAUUUUAAGAGACGUGUUUCUAAAAAACGAAAUAUUAAAAAAAUAAAAAAAGUUGUGUAUAAAAUAUCAAAAAAUGUAAUGACUUCAAUAUGCAGAUUGACAAAAAAAAAUACGGAAUGAAAAAAUAAACAAUGAAUUAGGCAAUUAUUAUAAAUGUAGAUUUAAAACAAAAAAUGAAUAAAAAUAAAAAAAAACUUUUUUUUUUAAUAAUAAGGAAUUAAAUCAAUAAGCGGAAUCCUAAAUAAAGGAGACGAUACUCUCGUAUAUGUACAGUCACGUGCUUAGGUGUUCAAUUAUAUACAGCGGGAACAAAGUAUGUGUAUAAAAAAAAAAAUGAUAAAUUAGUGGUAUCUUCUUUAACAUACUUACUAUCAUUACUCAAUACCAAUCCAACCUUUACGUACGCCUAUUCUAAUUAAAACUUAACGAAAGAAUGAUAUUAAAAUAAUUGUGUGAAUUUUUUAAAAAUAAAUCUCUGUAAUGUGUGCAAUACAUCUACGGAUUUAUGGAUAAUAAAUAAUUAAAUAAAUGGAAGAAAGUUUAAAAUAAAUUAAGAAACAGCCCGCGUAAAAAAAAAAAUGCGUUACGAAAAGAUUCCAAAAAAGUUCGACGUAGAACUUCUAGACUUGAACAGAUUAGAAUUUUGAGCGGAACUUUUUUUGAACUUUUGGAAUUCAUAUAGUAAAACAAAAAUGUAUCUAUGAUUUUAUAUGAAUAAAUUUUGAAAACUUUGAACUUUUUAUAAACGUUUUUUGAUUCUCAUGGAGCCAUUGGUUUUCAAUGGAAACUUUCUCAGAACGAGGGUAAAAUGUAGUAAAAAUGUUCUUUUUUGACUCAGAAUUUGCUGAUAAAAUCUUAGGUAAACUUUUUUUUGUUACUGUCAAAAUUACAAAAACUUAAAAAAAAAUUUGACUCGAAGUUCUGAUCUGUCUCAAGUUUAGAAGUUCAACAUCUAGAAUUUUUUGGAAUGAUUUAUUUUUUACACGGGAGAAGACAAGAAUUUUUUUUUUUUUUCUUUAACAGCUGAGGUAUAAAAACCUUGAAGACUAGUCACGAACAAAAGGACAAGAUCGCGGCUAGUCCUUUUGGAUGAUGAUGAUAAUGAUAAUGUAUUAGACGCCUAUCUACCUAAUGUGCUUUAUAUACUCGUAUAUUGAUAACAAUUGACUUUAAACCAUUUAUGUACUGAGCUAAAUUAAUAUAAUACUGAAUUAUAAAUAAACUGAGAGUAUAUGCAUUAAUAAUUUACGUAUGUAAGUGAAGUUAGAAAAUUAAUUUUAGAUUAAUAAACUCUCCCUUUUUUUUUUUAUUUUUGUUAUUAAAAAAGAAAAUUUUAUCAAAAAAUUUGUAAGAUUUUUAACUAAAUAAAAAAAAUCGAUAAUGAAGAAAUAAAAAAAAAUAGUCGGCGUUAGAAUUCGUUAGGACAAUCAAUUUUAAAUUUAUAAUUAUUAAUUAUAAUAAAUAUUUUAGUAAUUUAAUAAAUAUAAAUAAUUAUUAAAAAAUGCUGCCUAUUGUCUGAGGGAGAGUUUUGUUUAAUGUCAUGACCAUUAACGAAAUAAACUUUCAUUAAUUUAAAAUAAAGUAAAAUAAACAAUUAAUAGAUUAAAAAAAAAAAAUUAUGUAACAAACCGGCCUCUAAAACUUCGGGCGGUACUACAAUUAAUACUGUGUGUCUCUUUUUACGGCUGCCAGACGGCCUGUAAAUAAAUCAAGUUUAAAAAUUUUAAAAACGUUGUGAAAGGAUAAAUCUCUCCCGUAACAUGGUCGUGAUUUAGUUAAAAAAAAAUAUAAUAAAAUGAACGAAUGAUUCACACGCCGUGAAACGAAUGAUGAAAAAAAAAAAAAUUAAACUAAAAUAAAAUAAAUUUGUGAUUUAUAAAUGUAAUAGAUUUUUUUUAAAAGCUUUUUUUUUU
Messenger RNA from Microplitis mediator, 9340 nucleotides. Its product is annotated as probable serine/threonine-protein kinase dyrk2. Bases 792 to 4283 code for a protein of 1163 amino acids. The record is from RefSeq and is a predicted model, not a curated record. Gene Ontology annotation, cellular component: nucleus. Gene Ontology annotation, molecular function: ATP binding; protein serine/threonine kinase activity; protein serine/threonine/tyrosine kinase activity. Lineage: Eukaryota; Metazoa; Arthropoda; Insecta; Hymenoptera; Braconidae. Gene Ontology annotation, biological process: peptidyl-threonine phosphorylation; peptidyl-serine phosphorylation. The transcript is spliced from 11 exons.